Molecule: messenger RNA, 2181 nt
Organism: Peromyscus eremicus (cactus mouse)
Lineage: Eukaryota; Metazoa; Chordata; Mammalia; Rodentia; Cricetidae
Gene: Clec20a
Product: C-type lectin domain containing 20A
Exons: 13
Coding region: 617-1987 (456 amino acids)
Source: RefSeq, a predicted model, not a curated record
UUCACCUCAAAGCCCGCAUACUUCCUCCAACAAGGCCACACACCCAAAUCUCCCCAAACAGCAUCAACAACUGGGAGCCGAGUACUCAAAUUCCCAAGACUAUUGGGGCCAUUUCUCAUUCAAACCAUCUCUGCUAUGUAGCCUGCCAUUUCCAGGUCACAGGUCGUCACUGAGGAAACGGAAGGCAGAAACCAAGAAGCAGUCCUGAUGGCUAUUCCACACAGCAUUACCUCCACCGAAGGGAGGAGACUCACUUUGCAGCCAAAAGAACUGUGGCAGGAACCAUGGAGGACAUUGUUUGCUGGUUUAUGUUGUUAGCUUUCUUAUACAGAUCCCUUGUCGAGGCCUCAGGCCCAGCUGCACCCUCUCACCCUCCUCCUGAGCUCUUCCUCAUACAUCCUCUCGAGAGUGUGAACCCCAGCAUCGAGUCUCAGCCUCUCCCAGCUGUGACCCCAGGCCCGCCUCCCUCAGUGAUCGAAGCUUGACUGGCGGUGCUGUUACUUCCUAUCAUGCUGUUUUGAUCAAGCUGUUUCAGAGGCACAGUGGUCUUUCUUAUACAAAGGGGACAAGGAGACGAUGACGGAGUCUCUGGUGAUGGUUGUGAGGAAUUCUCCAGAUGUUCUUUGCGACAGGCAGCUUCAUCAACUCUGCCCUCCAGCUGGUGAGCAACAGCAAGACCUUCUAUCAGGUGGAGGAGCCACGGACCUGGAAAGAGGCCAUGUUCUACUUCCAGGAGCGUUACACAGACCUCGCCGACCUGCAGAGCGUGAACAGCCCAGUGAGCAUCAUGGUGGUCUACUCCUACCUCAGCAGUACCCAGGCAUGGAUCGGCCUCUUCUAUGAUGUGCGCAUCUCUGGCCUGAGCUGGUCUAGUGGUUCCAUCUUUACCACCCCGACAUGGAGUACGCUGCCUGUCUUCCAAGAUGGCAUCUGUGCUACUGUGUAUUCCUGGACCUCGGUCCCUGCCCUAGGGGCUGCCACCUGCACAGCUCAGAAGCCCUUCAUUUGCUAUUAUGACCCUGCUGUAGGACACCGCAGAUCCUCAGGGUCCACUAUUAAAGAACUGACCACUCUUCCAGAAGAAGCUGAGGUCAAGAUUGGUGGACAGACCUUCAUUCGGAUUGAGAAAACCAUGUCAUGGUUCUCAGCGCGGACCUACUGUCGCAACCACUACACAGACCUGGCCAAUCUGCAGAGAGUGACUGAUGAGGAGGGCAAAGAAACCAUCCAGUCCAUCACAAAUGAUGUCGAUGCCUGGAUUGGCCUCUACUUUGACACGACGCUCAAUAAUCUGACCUGGUCCAGUGGCUUGGGUUCCAGCAUCCCCAAGUGGCUUCAGAAACUACCCUUGUUUGGACAAGGACUGUGUGCAGGACUCCGUGUCUUUUCCAAUGGCCCACCGCAGAUUUAUGCACUCCUUUGCCAUGAGCUGAAGCCUUUUAUCUGUUUCUAUGACCCCUCGACAGAGAGGCCUCCACUCAUUGACACUUCCUCCCUCAAAGUGACUCACCCCUCCAAAGUUACUGCAAGGACAACCUCUAGGCCAAACACAGGGACCAGCACGGACCCCACAGAGGCCACCCGAGCACUGGCUUCAGCAACUUGGAUCUCGCAGCGAGUGAGUCAUGAACCAACUGAGGUCAGCUCUGGCACCUGUGGCUUCAGCCCCUGUGAGACCACCACUCCUACCUCCAGCACCGUGGGCCUCACAGCUCUCCAAACUCAGGAGAAGGUUUCAAUAAUUCCUCCAGCAACAUCAGCACCUACAGCAGCUGUGACCAGCAUAGAGGAUGAUACACAUACAGGAGAUACAGCUACUGCCACCCAGGCCCAACACACAAGCUCAGCUAAGCACCCAGAGUCUAAAGAGAAACCAGCAGCAGACUUGGAGCACUCCUUUGGAAUCUUGAAAGCAGAUUUUACCAUCUCAUCACUGAGUGAUCCAGAAGAGAUGAAAGACCAACUUUUGAGUGAGGAAUAUCAAUAAAAGACCUCAAACGUAUCUAUAUCUGUACAUGUACAAGAACCGUCAAAAAUUAUUCACAGAACAAAAAUAAAUCUUUUUUAGAACCCAGGUAAUGAAAUGCAGAUAUGGAUCACAUAUGGAACAAUCUUGAGUGCUACAAAGCACAAAAAUAUGGCUUUAAAAAUAAAAUAAAAUCUUGGGUUUUGUUUUUCUAA